AUGGCCGUCCUCCUCCGCGGCACCUCCGCCGCCGCCACGGCCGCUGGCCCCUCCUCAGCGCUGCUCGCCACCACCUUCCGCCGCUCCCGCGGCCGCCUUCUGCCCCGUGCUGCGCCGCAGCGCCGCUUGUAUGUGGCCCGCGCCUCGGCCCAGCCGCUCGAGGUCUGCGCUAAGGAGUCCAUCACCGUCCCUGGCCGCCUCGGAGACUGUCCUUUCACACAGAGGGUUUUGUUGACUAUAGAGGAGAAGCAUCUGCCUUAUGAACUGAAGCUAGUUGAUCUAGCUAAUAAGCCGGAUUGGUUAUUUGAAAUCAACCCAGAAGGUAAAGUGCCUAUCGUGAAGCUUGACGAAAAAUGGAUUGGUGAUUCUGAUGUUAUAACACAAACAUUAGAGGAGAAGUACCCUGAACCACUCUUGGCAACUCCACCAGAAAAAGCUUCAGUUGGGUCAAAAAUAUUUUCCACUUUCAUUGGUUUCCUCAAAAGCAAAGAUCCAAGCGAUGGAACAGAAGAGGCACUAUUUAAUGAGCUUACUUCAUUUGAUAGUUAUCUAAAAGACAAUGGUCCAUUUAUUAAUGGCGGAACAAUUUCUGCCGCUGAUCUCUCUCUGGGCCCUAAACUAUAUCACAUGGAGAUAGCUCUGGGCCACUAUAAGAAUUGGUCUGUUCCAGAUUCACUUUCUCAUGUAAAAACAUACAUGAAGUCGAUUUUCUCAAUGGAUUCUUUUGUCAAAACUCAAGCUCUGCCUGAGGAUGUAAUUGCUGGAUGGCGCCCAAAAGUCAUGGGUUAA
Molecule: messenger RNA, 789 nt
Organism: Miscanthus lutarioriparius
Lineage: Eukaryota; Viridiplantae; Streptophyta; Magnoliopsida; Poales; Poaceae
Source: the annotation of a GenBank genome assembly